Messenger RNA from Rotaria socialis, 615 nucleotides. The record is from the annotation of a GenBank genome assembly. Lineage: Eukaryota; Metazoa; Rotifera; Eurotatoria; Philodinida; Philodinidae.
AUGCCAGCAGCUAUGAAAGAUAGAAUGGUCGAUGGUGCUGAAGUACAUGAGCAAAUUCGAACAUUUAACAAUGAAAACAAAGACAUAGGUAUAGCUCGUACACCCAAGCGACAUCAUCCAGAUCGUGAUGAAAACUUACAGUAUUUUACACACAACGUCGAACUCUUCGUUUUUUUAUGCAACCCUCAAAAUUAUCCGGAAAAGUUAUUAAAUACAGCUAUUCAUCCAAAUCCUCCAAAAAGACUUCCUCCACAACGGUCAGCUAUACUCAAGUACGUACUAAAAGAUACUCAUAUUGACGAUAUAAAAAAGGAAAUAUCUUCUAAAUACAAAUCACUAUUUAACAUCGAAGAAAUGCGAGGGACGAUAGUUGCAAAAAAUCGGCAUAUACGCAUUGAACUAUCGGAACACAAUGAAUAUAUAAGCAUAUUAAAUACAGGGACAAUAGCAUUCGAAGGUCAAUUGAUUGAAGUCUCUGCAUUUCUUGCACCACCUCGACUAUUAAUAUGUUCACGAUACAACACACCAGGGCAUUUAAAAAAAGAAUGCAAAAAUGAUGUUGAUUUAUGUCGAAGAUGUGGUUCAAAUAGAAACGAAGGUGAACACAGAGAAUAA